This is a messenger RNA of Phytophthora sojae, 498 nucleotides long. RefSeq lists its product as hypothetical. The transcript has a single exon. The coding region runs from base 1 to 498 and encodes 165 amino acids. The record is from RefSeq and is a predicted model, not a curated record. NCBI's taxonomy places the organism in Eukaryota, Oomycota, Peronosporomycetes, Peronosporales, Peronosporaceae.
AUGACGCGAAACGCUGUUCUGCUGUUUCUUCUCGUCGUUUGCGUCGGCCUCCACGUCGGCCUUGUACGUGCUGAGAACGCCGUCGAAGCCACCGUCUUAAUUGGCAACGGCGGCAACGCUAACCGUAACCUCCAAGACAGCGGACUGACCGCAGAAAGAGACACGGCAGCUGACAACUACGACACAGCGGGGAUGAAGAGGGCCUCUUUCUCUGCUGGGCUGAGCAAGAUCAAGAGUUUCCUUCGGCUGGGUAGCUCCAAGGUUUCCACCCUACAGAAGGAUGCUACCGUUCUCAAGCAGGUCGCGUCGCUGAAGAAGGUCCCCAAAGUCAUCAGCUCAAGGAGCUGGAAAGCAGCCCCCAAGCUUAAUCUUGCUCAGCCCUGCAGAGAAAGAGGCCCUCUCUUCAUCCUCCACACCGUUGUCGCUGUCCACAGUUUUGUCGUCCAAAUCUGUGCUGCCUUGGAGGUUUCGGUGCAUGUUGCCGCGGUUAGGAGUUGA